AUGUCUGACGGCCCUGAGCUGGACAUACUGGACAUACUCAAGUCAACCGAUUCUGGAUACGACGGAGAGUAUGAGUAUGGAGCAUUGGGUCAAUUCUGGUCCGUGAUCCACCCGCUGAUCCAUCCUCCAAAGGCAUCCGGUCUCAAGACUCCAGGACGCUAG
Molecule: messenger RNA, 162 nt
Organism: Penicillium oxalicum
Lineage: Eukaryota; Fungi; Ascomycota; Eurotiomycetes; Eurotiales; Aspergillaceae
Exons: 1
Coding region: 1-162 (53 amino acids)
Source: RefSeq, a predicted model, not a curated record